Messenger RNA from Adineta steineri, 426 nucleotides. The record is from the annotation of a GenBank genome assembly. NCBI's taxonomy places the organism in Eukaryota, Metazoa, Rotifera, Eurotatoria, Adinetida, Adinetidae.
AUGCCUUCACCGAACGAAAUAAACGAAUGUAUGGUAUGCAAAUCUCAAUUGUCAACAAGCGACUCUUAUCGCUGUUCGCAUUGUUUAGGAUUUUAUUGUAGACAAUGUUUGAUAAGACAUCAACAUAAUGAUAUCAAAGUUAAAUGUAUGGAUAUGGCAAACGAAAUUGAUAAAAUUCUAACACGAUUUUUAAAUCAUGCACAUAGUCAAACAGAAUGGACUGGUCAUUUAACAGGAGAUCGAAAUCAAUUGGAAAUUAUUAUUCAUUAUAUAGAAAGCUCUCCGAAAGAUCGCCCGAUUAUUGGUUUACCUAGUUUAAAAUGGAUGAAUCAUGUUGAUAGUUUAAUUUCUAAAAUGUCUUUUGCUAUUCAUGAAAAAUGUAGUACUUUAUUAUAUUCUAAUUUAACACCUUUUAUUCAACUAUGA